Messenger RNA from Cyprinodon tularosa, 2472 nucleotides. RefSeq lists its product as uncharacterized. The coding region runs from base 119 to 2326 and encodes 735 amino acids. The transcript has 7 exons. The record is from RefSeq and is a predicted model, not a curated record. NCBI's taxonomy places the organism in Eukaryota, Metazoa, Chordata, Actinopteri, Cyprinodontiformes, Cyprinodontidae.
AGAGAGAGGCAGGGAGCGAUGGAAGCGCGCUCCCGAUGCUUCAGGUGAUUGAGAGGGAAGCAGAGGAUCUGCUGCUCAGGGUGCGACGCGUCGGAAAAACCAAAACAACUGGAGGAAAAUGACUCGUUUCACGUGGCUUGGGGCGCUGACAGCAUGUCUGCUCCUGGCUGUGGGAUGUGUUGCACAGAAAGUGUACUUUGACUGUGGUGCCAAGGUGGAUGUAUUGGAUGUCCAGGGUCUCAUUCUGUCUCCUGGUUUCCCCUACAACUACUCGUCUGGGACUCAUUGUGUUUGGCAGUUUGUUGUUCCUGUUGAUUACCAGCUUGUUUUGGAAAUAUUUGACUUCGACGUGUUUGAAAGCCAUGACUCUGAAGCUCAGUACUCUGCUUUCUCUAACUUUGAAGAGGAAGCCGAGGAAACGACUACCAGUUUACCAGCUGAUGAAAGCUUGUCGCAAGAUGCAAGGCCUACACAUCAAAGUGCAAGAGAUAUCUCAAAAACUCAACGUUCUUUCCAAGAUGGCGUCCUCAGUCAAGUUGUGGUCCAGGAGCAGUCUACAAAAAUGGAGAUUGCAGAAGUCUCAAGUUCUGCUAAAAGGUCUGCAGAUCCAUCCUCUAGUCAGACCUCAUCACCCCCUACUUCCCUUCUUCUCCUCCCUGGUGCUAUAGCUUCUGCAGACAAGGUCACCAACUCCGUCUUUGUCCCCUCUUUAAAUGGAGAUUUUCGUACUGAUUCGAAUCAAAACACAGUUAUGGAAGAGACCACCUUUGGUUCACCACCCUUCACUGAUACUCCUGCUGUGAGCCCUGAAACUCAACAAUCCAUACUUGACGCCUGUCCCCAUGACGUCCUUUACAUCUCGGACCUCAUCACCUUUUCCUCUAGGUUCUGUGGGUCCAACCGGCCUCCCAGCAGCCAGCUGGUUUUUGGCUCAAGCCAUGAGAUGGUGGAGGUCAUCAUGGAGCUCAUCACCACCACCCACUGGGGACGUGGAUUUGCUCUUCUCUUCCACUACCACAACCUGACUGAGCUGGGAGGUAAUCAGCGAGCCAUGUCCCCGUCAGACAGAAAGGUGGACUCCCUCCUCGCUGCUGUGAGCGGAGCUGCCUUCUUCACUCUGAUACUUAUGAGUGUUCUCUGCAUCAUUUUCAGACCCAAACUGUGUCCAAAAAGAGCCAGUUCCUCCACCUCCGGCAACUCUGAGAUUGCAGAGGGAGCCCAGAGCACAGCUGCAGAGUUCAGUGAGCUUCAGCUGAUGGCUGAGAAUCAGGCUGUUCUACAGACGCCUAUGGAGACGGACGACAGCAGCCAGCCACAUGCAGUCACUGCUGACGGUGAUGGAUCCCAGAAUGUAGAAGCCGAUCUUUCCUGCAGCGGUUUGACUGAACUUGAUCUUGGUGCGGAUGAAGUUUUCAUUGCAUCAUCAGCUGGCAGCCCAAACCGGCUACCUUUUUAUCCUCAGGCUCAGCGAGAGAGGUUUCUACGACACAGUGACACCGGCCCCAGCCCUUCAUGCGACUGGCCCUCAGUAGAUGCUAACACCUCACCCACUGGUGGAAGAUCUGUUAAAGGAGGCAGCUGCUCAAGGCCGAGAGCAUGGAGUGUACGCACCUUCCAGGACUUCCUCCCUCCGCUGCCGCAGCUUCACAAAAAGUGGUGCAGUUGGAACUCCACCAGUCCCUUUACCAAGCUGGUGGACGCCCCAUCCAGUUUGGUCCCUGAUUGCAGAGGAGGCGACAGCAGGAAGGUGCUCUCUGAUGCUCACCUGGAGGCUCAGGCAGACACCAGUAUCAUCUCUGACUCCUCCAUCAGCAACGCUUCCUAUCCCCUCACACAGCCCGCACAAAGGCAGCGCCGCCUCAACUCCACCAGCAACCUGCGUCGCUCCAGAUUCACAGGAGCUUGUUUCGGCCUUCUCUCCGAGACAAAAGAUCCGCUGAAGGGAAGCGGCAUCCCCCCAGGCUGCCCCUCAGAUCCCAGCCCUGGCUCCUCUUCAUGUCACAUUGAGAGCAGGGCGGCUGGAAAAAGGCAGGAUUUUCCAGGUGAGGAUGAGCACAUCAGCGUGCCAGUGUUCGCCAUCACUGAGGAAGAGGACAGGCAGCCACUGGUCUCAGCUCAACACCUGGAGCAGGCCUUUGUCCCGCCUGUGCAGAACGGACUGGUCAGAGCCAAAUAUGAGAAUAACAGGCCUCCUGCAGGGAGCAUCAGCCCCAAGAGGGUCAGGCCAGAGUGGAGGCCAUGGGGGAGUCAGGUAUCAGGAGGGGCUUUUACUGAGACGGAUUCACUUCAUAACAGCCAGCCCUGUUCUGUGACGAACCACAUGUGACAAGGUGCCAAUGAGCAGAGACUGAGCCGACCAGAUCUGAAUUUCUGAACAUUAGUGGCACUGCACAAAUAUAUCCAUAAACAACUCAACGUUUACAAAUGCAUCAUACCCCAUAGUCUCCUGUUGGUCAGUUUUGUUGUUUUUUC